Molecule: messenger RNA, 6511 nt
Organism: Mytilus californianus (California mussel)
Lineage: Eukaryota; Metazoa; Mollusca; Bivalvia; Mytilida; Mytilidae
Product: ankycorbin-like
Exons: 12
Coding region: 300-4283 (1327 amino acids)
Molecular function (GO): actin monomer binding
Source: RefSeq, a predicted model, not a curated record
UAAGAAAGGCUAGUUUGAAAUUGACUGGAUUUUUACUUAUUUUUAAUUUCCUGUUUUGGCCUGGGUGUGUAUAGGUGUCAUAUUCAUCAGAUGUCGUAGGUAAUCGUCGUGGAUUUCAGGUGAACAGGACUGUGACAUAGGUUUACUAAUUGGAGAAACAUUAUUUCGAAAACUUCUGUGCUGAAAAACUGGAUUUAUUAUCUCUGACUGCAGGAUUAUCAACAAGGUUUAAUACUAAUAAAUCUGUAUUGGAAUGAAUUCUUAGGAGACUAUUGAAUAAUUUAAAUUAAAGUAGGGCAAUGAGUUCCCUGCGGAAGGGGGCUCCUCCUCCUAGAAUGAAAAAGAAGAAUUCUGACACGGCUGUGAUUAGUAAUGGCAAUGGAAGUACUUCACUAUAUUAUGCAAAUGAUCCACCAGAUGAUGAAAACAUGAAUGAAAUAGCUGAUGAGAAUGUAGAACUGACAGUACUAUUGCCAGAGGGGAAUGUCAGGGACACAAGUGUCAACUCUAACAUUCCCAUGAUGGAUUUAUUAGUGAAUUUAGCAGCAACGAAUAAGUUAAGUCCUGCAGGAUAUACAAUUGUGGUUUUGAAUGAGGAAACAAGAAAACCAGUGGAUUAUAAACCAAACCAAACUAUUGGGUCCCUGUGUCCUAAAAAUGUUAAUGGGACCCCAAGACAUCUUACUCUUCAAUUAGCUCCUAAAAAGGGAGAUUCUGAAAAGCAACGAAAUGUUAAGAAUGCUCAGCCUUUUGAGAUGACAAAGAGAUUUACAGUCAAUCUACCUCAAAAUCAGAAGAAAGUACUACGCAUAAGUCCCAAUACACAACUGGAAGUCAUACGACAACAAAUAUGUUCAGAGAAACAUCUCGACCCUUUUCGUUACACAUUUCAACUCCCUUCUGAUCCCUACAACAAUCUUGAUAUGCAGUUGACUGUAGGAGAUCUGAAAUCCCAGGAAAUAAACAUGACUGGUGCAGGAACUGUAAAUAGUGCCAUGUCUAUGCCAAAUCUGUCUGGAAAUCAGAGAACAGAACAAAACCUUUCUUACAUGCCUUCAGCUGGAGAGACGAAGAAAAAGAAAGGUUUCUUCUCCUUUCUCAAAAAAGACAACAGUAAAAAGUUUUCUGUGCAAAGUGUUCAAAGAGAUGCCUAUGUGGAGCAACCACCUCCUAGCAGAGAAAGACCUAUACGGUCUACAUCCCAGGAUACUCCAUCAGAACAGUCCAAUAGAAAUCCAGGUGCUAGACCAAAAACAAUGUAUGCAGUAUCUACUUCAAAUUUAGACAAAAUUUCAGAUGCCAAAAUGACAGUGCCACCCUUAGAUCUUUCAGGAUUAAAUAACAGUCAAAAUGCUAGUUCAAAGUCUAAAUCAAUGUCUGCAUUGAAGGCAGAAAGUGACAAAAUUGUUGCUCCUCCUCGUAAAAAGAGGAGGGCGCCACCACCUCCACAAGCUCAAUGUGUUCAAAAUACUGUUCAAGUGGAAGUUAGUGUGGAAAAACAGAAAAUGGAAAAACAAGUCAAAUCAAAACAGGAAAUCAGUGAAAUCAGACAAAGAACUGAAAAUAUUUCUAAUAAAUACCACUCACGGAAUAGUUCUGAUUCAAGUGGUUAUCAUGAAUUAACAUUAAGUGGUGCUGAAUCGCCUGAUGGUCCACGAAUCGAUGAGCAUUUGGAAGGAGAAAUAAAUGUAGAAACAGCAUCUUUAGACAGUGGCGGUCUUUUGAAUGGUGAUAGUGGCAUCAGAGAUAUAUCUCCUUCAUCUAGGAGGAAAGACAUUGAUGGUGAAAUUGGUUCAAGUCAAACUUUACCAUUAGAGAGAACAAAGAAAAAGGCAGUGUCAUCAUCAACACCUAGGUCUAGUUCUCUGGAUAGAACGGGCAAAAAGAAAAAAGCACCUCCUCCUCCACCUGGUCCUCCACCUCAGCCUCCUGUAAAAACUUCUAUUUCCUCCACUGCACCUGCUCCAAAAACAAAGAAAAAAGAUGAUGAUGUUGCAAUAAAUGCAGUCCUGGAUAGCUUGGACCAGAAUUUAGAUGACCAAGAUACCAGUGGUGAGGGAAUGAUGAUGGUAGAAAAUUCUUCCAUCCACAGCGAGGACAUUGAUGUGGAUUUAACAUUAUCACAUCAACCCAGACCAUGUGCUUUCAUAGCUCCACCUCCACCUUUAGAACCACCACCAGAUGAUUCUGAGCCUGUGGAUUAUAACAUGAUAAUUAAUGGUCGCGUGGACACUGUGGAUGUUGGUGUUGAGACAAGCGAUGACAGUAACUCAUAUGGUCCAGUAAGCACCAGAAGUUCUACAGAUUCCCCUGUCAGUAGAUUAGACAGUUUAAUAUACUGGGAAGAUAAUGUGCAUAGCCGAGCUGAAAGUCAUACCAGCAUCAGUUCUGUUAAUACCGUUGAUGAUGUUAGCAUGGAUUUUGAACGAACAAUAGCUGUUUGCCAAGAGGAAGUGAUGCGGGCAGAACAAGAAACACCUGAAUAUAAAACAGAGAUGGCACAGUUUGUGGAGAAAAUGAAAGAAAUGACUGUAGAUGGUAGCAAGAAGGUUACAGACGAUUUUGAUGAGGAUGUUACUUCAAAUGAGGCAGUUGCUGAUGAUGCUGUGUAUAUUUUCUCAAAAGAUAAUGGGGAGGAUUCAGAUGAAAUGGAAAGUAUUCCUCAAUCAGAAUCAAAACAAAGUGAAAAGGAUCAAAUCCAGAAUAUGCGAAACUCAGACAGAGAAGUUUCUGAAAUUACGUAUGAUUUCAAAAUAAACACCGUUCCCCCAGAAUUUCAGUCAGGAAUGGAAGCUCCAGAUGAGGUAGAGUAUAAGGAAGAAAACAAAGAGGUUCAACAUGAAAAGGAGGAGGAGGAAGAGGAAGAAAUUGUUAUAACAGAAACAUUUGAAAUCAUUUAUCCAUUUUCAGAACCAGAAAAGGUUGAAGCAGAAGUAGAAACAGAACGCACAGAAGUUUCAUAUGUAACCGAAAAGAAACCAGAGGUCAAAAUGGAAGAAUUGCAAACAAAACAAGAUAAAAUACCGGAAGUUGCAAAAGUUCCUCAAAUCAUACAAGAAGAAAAAGUUAUCCCAAAAGAACCAGAAAAACCAAAACCAAAGGAAGAGUUUGUUUUGACAUUUGAUGACCUGAGUAAAGUUGAUUUCUCGUUAAUGAGAAAAAAGAAAAAGAUUCAACCAAAACCCAAACCAACAUAUCAAAGUACUCCAGAAAAACGUCACACUGUAGCCACACUGGACGAGAUCAAAUCUAACUUUGCCAUAAACAAUGAUAAUGUAUUUAUAACUCCAACUAAGGGACAUAAUAUUGAAAUGGAUGAUGGCUUUAUCAUUACCGAAGCAGGUUCUGUGAGGGGACAUAAGGGUGAAGUGAAAACAAAAUGUUCUGAACUUAGUUUUUCCCCAAAUUCUGAAGGGGAAAUGGAACAUGUUUUAGAAGAGAAAUCAAUUUCUAUGAUUAAUCUUCCAGCAGUUAGGGCAAGUUUAGACAGUUCCUUAGAAGAGAAUAAAAGUGAAGACAAUGUAAAAGAUGAUAUUGUAGUUUCAAGAACAGAAAUUGUAUUUUCUGUGAAUUCAAAUUCUACCAAACAGGAAGAUGAUUCCUCUGGUAGAAAAACUUCAGUAAGCAGCAACUUGGAAAAGUCUGUAAAUGACUCUGGUGUAGAGGCUGAAAGUGAUUCUAAUAUAGACCAUCAGGAAGUAUUAACUGCUCAAUAUAAACAAUUACAACAACAGUUCUCAAUGUGGAAAAUACAACUUGAAGAAAACAAAAGGUUACUGUCAUCAAGUCAGGCAAUUCCUUCUGAUGAAACUACUAAACAAUUUCAACAACAGUUACAGUCACAAAUUCAACUUCAGCAACAGAUGAUACAACAAAUGCAACAAAGUAUGGAAGCCUUAUCAUCACAACAACAGCAAGGUAGUUUGGUGGACCAGUCAUCACAAAAUAACCUUCCUUCAUCACUUGACAAAUCAUCUCAAAAACAAAUUUCAGUUGAUAUAGGAAAUCAUGUAGACCAAACUAUUGAAUCGACUUCUGUGAGACAAACAUUUGUUCCUCCACCUCCAGUUGCCCCUGCCUUGCCAAACGGGAAAGCUAAUGUAGAGGUUACUUCUUCAAAUGAACAAACAAAACCAAAGUCUAAAAGUAAACCUCGUAAAUAUAUAGAACCAAAAUUGGAUCCACGAGAAGAAUUAAUGAUAGCUAUCAAAAACUUUGGUGGAAGAAGUGCAAUGAAAAAGGUGCCUGUUAACAAAACCCACUGGCAUUCAGGAAUACCUUGAACUGUCAACUUGAAAAUUAUUAACAAAACUUCAAUGGUGCUAUAAAGAAAUACAAGAGUUAUCUUCUCUUCAAGAGCUGUGUCCUUUGUGUGAUCAGCUGAAUCAAAGUGAGAAAAUGUGAUAAACUAACAAGCCAUAACUUACUGCAUUUGAAUGACAUUUAGGUUCAGAGUGUAUUGGUCUUGAGGUGAAGAGCAGAAGUAUUGAGAUAAGAUGCUUUGUUAACCUAUGUAAAAGACAGAAUGUCAUACUUGAAUAAUAUAUUCUACAUUUUGGGUACUUUUAACAAAAAUGAUUUUUUAGCAAUUGAAUCUUCUUUUUUCACUAUAUAAGGACAACAGCAUUUUAAGUAAUAAUAUUUUAGUAGAUAUUUCAAAAAAUCAUUUUAUUUAUGGUUUAAAGUGAAUAAAUUAAUUUUGAUAAUAAAUAAGUUAAUUUUAUCAUUCACAACAGAGCACAGAUUCAUAAUAGUUCUGUUUUGAAAGAACCCAUCUUUGUGAUUAAAAUCAAGAGGAUUUUCAUAAAGGAAUCAUUUUUUUUAUCAGUGCAAUAUAUAAGAACUUAUGACCAUUUAUCAGAAUCCAGAAAUGAUCUAAAUAUUUGAAGAACACAAAUAUUUUGAACCUGAAAGACAAAUGUGACAAAAUGGCGAAGAUUCAGAACUGAAAUGUCCAGUUACCUAAAAAUGGCAAAGAUUCAGAACUGAAAUGUCCAGUUACCAAAAAAAUGUGCAUCUAUUGUAUAGUGGAGAGAGUGAAAUUUAUAGACAAACCUUUGUUUUGUAUUUUCUUGGGUUUUUUUUUUAGAUAUAAAAGCAAGAUAGUUGAAUACCUAAUGAAUCUUUAAAUUUUUGAAAUAUAAUAAAAUUUAAGCAUUUAAUAUACUUGUUCAUUUUGAUAACAUAACUUUUUGAAACAUAUCAUUUUAUUAACAAUGUUAGCAUUUAUACUUGUAUAUGUGUAUGAAAAAUGGGAAAUGGGGGUUACAAGAAACUGUGAUACAUCUUAAUAAACAAUUCUAAAUUUUCAUUAUGAUAUAAAUCUACAAAUUGAUGUUGGUCUACAAGAGUCUGGGUUAAAAGCCAGGUUGCUUUUUUCAACUCCAGGUCUGCCAGUAUGUUUUUAUAUUAAGAAUAUCUAAACAGGGUUUUACCUUGAAAAUUUGAAUGUGAUAAAGGUUGAUGCUAUAUUUUCUUAUACACUUUUAUCAGUAAAAAUCAACUAGAGGCAAAGGCAGAAAAAAGAACCAUUCCUUUAGAAGGAAUAUGUUCCAAAAUAUUUGUAUAAAUGAUAAAUUUCUAUGAUUUGUCUUCUUGAUUUCAUGGCCAGUAGGCUGUUUAUGUGCAAUGUUUUGUUGAAUAAAGGUUGGAGCUCAUUAACAUAGAAAUAAUAUUAGCCCACAAAAAUAAAACUUCUAUGGGGUUCAACAAGGGUAAAUAUUACAACUGUAUUUGUUUUAUUUGCAUGAAUGACAUUGAUAAUUGUACAUAGUUAUAAAUUAUAAAAGACUUACAUACAUUAAUACCUGUGAUACCUUGUUGAUAUUUUUAUGUAAUUGUAUAGUAUAUUUUAUACAGAAUAAUACUCCAGUAUUUAACAGAACAAGUGUUUAGAGUAGAUUAUUUCCUUCUUGGCCAUUUUGUAUUUGUUACUGUUGCAAGAUUAAUGGCAUUGAAAGAACAUAUCAACCCUUGUAUAUAAGUAUUCCCUAACAUAGAAUGGCAUUAAAUAUCCCUAUCCAUCUUUUCUUUUCAUUUCUUUCUUGUUUUUUUUUAAUUUUUGUUCCAUUUGAUGUCUACCCCGCUAAUAAUUAUUCUUAUUUACCUGGCUUUCAGAAUCACAGAUUUGGUGCUUAAAUUAAAACACAUGUGAUAUUUCACAUAUUGAAUUAUUCUUGAAAGAAAGAUAGAUAAUUGUUGUAUCUCACUUAUUUACUAGGAUAAGAAGUAGGUAAUAAUCAGAAACAAUUGUACAGUUGAAUACUAAUGCCAAAUGGUCAAGAAGCAAAAUGAAGAUCUGGGUUGGAAAUUUGUUUAAUAGAAAUUUCCUAAUACAGCCAUUCCAAAAAAUUGUACAGGAAAAAAGAUUGCAUAUGUCUAUUCAGAUUCAUAUUCAAAUUAUUAUUCAUUUGUACUAUACAAAGUAUAAAAUUCCCACCUAAUAUACUAUGUUAUAAUAUGGCUUUACUUUAGAAGCCAAAAGUAAUAAAAUAUUUAUAUUAAAUUUCAA